This is a messenger RNA of Meyerozyma guilliermondii ATCC 6260, 465 nucleotides long. RefSeq lists its product as uncharacterized. The record is from RefSeq and is a predicted model, not a curated record. NCBI's taxonomy places the organism in Eukaryota, Fungi, Ascomycota, Pichiomycetes, Serinales, Debaryomycetaceae. Bases 1 to 465 code for a protein of 154 amino acids. Gene Ontology annotation, molecular function: transmembrane transporter activity. The transcript has a single exon. Gene Ontology annotation, cellular component: membrane.
AUGUCAGACAAAAACGAUGACAUUGAAGCCGUAUUGACUUCCCCCAGUGCAGACUAUGGAUCCACCACAGAUGAACCCAGUUCCUUCAAGCCUAGUAAAUGGGACAAAUUAUUCAAUUUCGAUUCCAGCAAUAAGCACGAUAAGAUACUAGCCUUGAAAAUUGACUUCUUCAUACUAACCUAUAUUUGUGUUAGUUAUUUCAUCAAGAAUCUAAGCCAAAUGAAUAUCAGAAAUGCCUAUGUUAGUGGUCUAAAAGAGGACCUCAAUUUUCAGGGUAACCAGUAUAACUACUUACAAACUUGGUGGCUUGUAGGAUACAUUCUAGGAGUUAUUCCGGCUCAAGUUGCACUAUGUAAGGUCAGAGCUUCAAUUCUCUUGCCUCUGCUAGAAAUAGCUUGGUCUGUUGUCACCAUUGGUAUAUGUAAAGUUGAGUCAGUUCACACAUUAUAUGGACUUCGAUUUUAA